This is a messenger RNA of Anopheles darlingi, 1317 nucleotides long. Its product is annotated as calcyphosin-like protein. Lineage: Eukaryota; Metazoa; Arthropoda; Insecta; Diptera; Culicidae. Bases 180 to 827 code for a protein of 215 amino acids. Gene Ontology annotation, molecular function: calcium ion binding. The transcript has 4 exons. The record is from RefSeq and is a predicted model, not a curated record.
CGUUUCAUUCGUCUUCGGUGCACGGUUGCGAUCAGAUCGCAAACCGCCGGCUAUACUUUGCUCGCGCUGCGUGUCGUGAUCCCCGACGUGAUAACGUGUUUGUGUGUCCAAUCCCGGUGUUAAUACUGUUGUGACAACCCACUCCAACAGCUUCAUCUUUUGGCGUCGGAUACCAUUGUAUGGCCCAUCGCCCCGUCAGUGCAAUGUCUCGCCAAGAAUCGGAAAUGAUUAACCGCAGCCGGCGCGCCCUGUCGUCCGGUACGCUGACGGACUCGAUCGAGAAGCUGCGCCACAUGUGUCUGGCCCGCGGUGCAUCAGGCAUUCUCGGUCUCGGUCGUUGCUUCCGCCGCAUGGACGACGAUGGUAACAAGCAGCUGAAUCUGGAGGAGUUCAUCAAGGGCCUGCACGAUACCGGGCUCGACAUCUCGACCGAGGAGGCUACCGAUAUGUUUAACAAGUUCGACACAGACGGUAGUGGUUCGAUCAAUAUGACCGAGUUUCUGAUUGCGAUCCGUCCCAACAUGUCCGAGUCGCGCGUAAACAUCGUGACCCAGGCGUUCAACAAACUGGAUAAAACGGGCGAUGGCUCGAUCACGAUCGAUGAUCUAAAGAACGUGUACUCGGUGAAGAACCACCCACUGUACAUCAGCGGCGAGGAAACGGAGGAUGUCAUUCUGCGGAAGUAUCUGGCCAACUUCGAGGAGAACGGCAACGUGGAUGGCAUCGUGACGAAGGAGGAGUUCCUGAACUACUAUGCCGGGCUGAGUGCGUCGAUUGAUUCGGACGCUUACUUCGAUCUGAUGAUGCGUCAAGCGUUCAAGCUGUAAAGCCUGUCGGUCGAUGACGUACGAGUGGAGCCUUCUACAGCCUUCUAAACGCACCAGGAACCUACGGCGCCGCCAGGAGUAGGAUCGAGACCGUGAUCGCGAUCGUGGGGACCUCUUCUUUUUAUGCAUAUACGUUUACUUGUCUAACCAACAUGCGUGCAACAGACAUCACACACAUGACAAAACUGCCUUAGAGAAGAUAGUGUCGUGAGCGGAAUGGAACAGCGAUCGUCGGCGGGAGUGCUGGAAAUUAAACCAAAGCUGGAGCAAAAUAUUCUGAAGAAACAGGUGCCGGAAUAAUAGAGGAUGAGAGAGAGAGAGAGAGAGAGAGAGAGAGAGAGAGAGAGAGAGAGAGAACGAGUAGAGCUACGACGACAAGGAGCUAUGGAGUAAUGUUUCGAUACUAAAACCAGUGCACCCCAAGAGUGUUUCCUCAAAACAACAACAGCAAAAGAAAUCCUUCAAUAAAAACAGCCUUAAGUUCACAUAA